UUGCACCAGUUGGUUCUGUGCCACUGAGCAGUCAUGAACGGAUGCAGGCAGAUUUCUGGAUCGCGCGUCGUGCAAGGAUUGUUUCUUGCUGUUGCUCUCUCCACUGGUCUCAUUGAUCAAACGAUUGCCAAGAGCAGUCCGAUGGAAGAGAUCGAUGUCAUUGACGAGGCGGGACUUUCCCCAUCGGUCGCUCUGCAAACAGCACGUGUUGCCUACGACUUGGACGUGGGUAUGCCACCGAUCUACAAGUUCGACGCUCCAGACAGAGUGUUUCGCGUAGGCAAAGAGCAAACAGAACGGUUUGUGGCCGCCGUCAAGGAGGCGAAAGGAUUCACGUUCACUGCAAACAUUCGGCCUGCAAGCAAGAGCGGCAAGGGAAUUUUACUGUCGGUCGACGAGCCGUUUUCGUAUAAGCCCGCCUAUAUGCGUUUCUGCUACGACGCAGGAGCAGGGAAGUUUCUCAUCGAGUACAGCACUAAAGGCAACAAUGUCUACACGUGGUUUCGCAAGGUUUAUCUCCGCUCGGAUGAAAUGAAUCGAAUUGUUUUAGUUGUGCACGUGCUAGACGUCAUUCUCUUUGUCAACUGCCAAUUGGUCGGUAGUGCCAAGCUGCAAGGACCAAUCUACGAGACGCCGCUGGGUAAACAGGCGGAGUUUCGCUUGGGAAGAACGACCGCAAAAAUUUGGAACCAGCCGCCAUACAAGGGUGACAUGCAAGAAAUGAAAUUUAGGUUCAAAGAUGUGUCACCAGAAGCUCUUGGGAGUUAUUGCUCUGCACGUGAGAAGAGAGACUAUCUGAAGGCGCUGCUUACUAUGAAUGGAUGUGCCAAUUGCCCAUUUGCCAGCCAACUUGUUGAUCUAUUUGAAGGCAUGACCAAACAGCUAGAGGACUUGAAUAGAAAUCUACGUUGGAGGAUCCAGUCAAAACCAAGCUUUGGAGAAAUUUCUGGAUCACUAACUGCUAGUGAAGGCAAUUGCAGGGAUCGUACAACAGGGUAUAACUAUUAUCAUGGGGAAACCUGGGCGUCUGAUUCGUGCAGGAAUUGCUCUUGUCAUAGGGGGAAAAUCACCUGUUUGGCAGUCAAGUGCGGUGCGUUAAAUUGUGACUUACCUUACAUUUUGCCUAAUCAAUGCUGCCCAUCUUGCAAGGUUUUAGCAUCUUCAGUUGAAAUUGCUCUAUUUGGAAAUGAAACUGGAUUAGGAAGGAGACAAGAUCCCACUUCACAUCCCAAUGUCAUUGAACCAGCUGUUACUUGGGGUGAUUGGGGACCAUGGGGCUAUUGUAGCAAAUCAUGUGGAGGUGGCAUCAAGAAGAGAAUGAGGAGUUGUAACAGACUUACUGGGCAUCCGGGAGGUCACAACUGUCUGGGUGCAGUAGUAGUGACAGAGCUGUGUCACCAAUCUCCCUGUCCAAUUGAUGGGGGUUGGUCAAGCUGGGGAGAAUGGUCACGCUGCUCGACUAGUUGUGAGGAGGGCAUUAGAGAGAGAGAUAGGGAAUGUGACAAUCCUACUCCUGAUAACGGUGGCAUUGAAUGUAUUGGAGACAACAAAGACACCAAAAGUUGUGUUCUACUCAAAAAAUGUCCUGCUCCUUGCACUCCAAACCCAUGCUUUGAGGGAAUACUAAAGUGCACCGCAGAUGGAUUUAACUUCACUUGUGAAUCAUGUCCACGUGGAUAUGAAGGAGAUGGAGUAAUCUGUGAGGACGUUAAUGAGUGCAAACAUGUGCCAACUGCUUGCCACCGUCUGACGUCAUGCAAAAAUAAGAAACCUGGUUAUCGAUGCACUCCCUGCCCAUCUGGUUAUAAAGGAGGCGCAAUAAAGGGAAAUGACCUGAAAGACGCCAAAAGAAAUAAACAGAUUUGUGAAGAUAUUGAUGAGUGUGCUAAGAAUAAUGGAGGAUGCCGCCAUGCUCCGUGCAUCAAUACAAAUGGCAGUUACUAUUGUGGACCCUGUAAUCCUGGUUAUUCUCGUGAAGGACAAAGCGACGGUCAAUGCAUUCUUGUUAAUAUUUGUCCUCUUGGAUGGCACAACUGCACAGGAAGUUUUAGAUGCCAGCCAGCAGGGAACUUGUCAUUUGUUUGUGUGUGCCCUGAUAUUGGACAUAUUUCCAGAAAUGGCACGUGCCUCAAGGACACCGACAUUGAUGGUUACCCAGACUUGGCAAUCAAAGGAUGUACCGAAAAGUGGUGUAAAAAGGAUAAUUGUCCAUUAGUUCCUAACAGUGGACAAGAGGACUACGAUGGCGAUGGCAUGGGGAAUGCCUGUGAUACUGAUGAUGACAACGAUGGAUUCAAAGAUGAUGUGGACAAUUGUCCAUUGUUACAAAGCCCCAAUCAAGUUGAUUUAGAUAAGGAUGGAGUGGGUGAUGUUUGUGACAACUGUGUUCGAGUUAAAAAUCCGUACCAAGAGGACUUCGAUAAGGACUUGCUUGGCGAUGCUUGUGAUCCAGAUCCAGAUAAAGAUGGCAUUUUCAGUACACAUGACAAUUGUCCUCUGGUGCGAAAUGAUCAGCAGUAUGACUAUGAUCAAGAUCGAGUAGGCGACCACUGUGACAACUGCCCUUAUGUGUCCAAUACUGAUCAAAAUGACAGAGAUUUUGAUUUGGUAGGAGAUGCAUGUGACUUGGACACAGAUAGGGAUCAAGACGGUGUUCAAGACGGUCUUGAUAUGUGUCCUCGAGUACAAAAUGCUAAUCAAGCAAACCAUGAUGAUGAUUCAUAUGGUGAUGCGUGUGAUAACGAUGAUGACAAUGAUGGUUUCAUUGAUCGUCGAGACAAUUGUCGUCUUGUCAGAAAUGUAAAGCAAGAAGAUGUCAAUGGUAACGGUAUUGGAGAUGUUUGUGAAAAUGAUUAUGAUGGAGACACAUUUGCUAAUGACAUCGAUGUGUGCCCAUACAACAGAGAAAUAGAUCGUGUCGACUUCAUGAAGUUUCAAAAUGUGCCAUUACAUCGUAAGCAGCCAUUAUGGAGAAUUCAAGCAGAUGGAGCAGAAAUUAUUCAAGAGAGAGCAAACACUGCGGGACUAGCUGUUGGCUACCACAAAUUUUCUAGUGUUGAUUUCAAUGGAACCUUAUUUGUGAAUACCGAUCAUCACGACGACUAUUUUGGAUUUGUGUUCAGCUACCAGAGCAAUAAACGAUUCUAUGUGGUUUUGUGGAAGAAAACUAAGGAACUACGACGAUAUGGAAAGGCAUCAUAUAUGGCCCUUCCCGGAGUUCAAAUCAAAGUGGUGAACUCUGUUACAGCAGCAGGUUCAGCUCUUGAACGUGCUUUAUGGUAUACUGGAUCAACACGUAGACAAGUAAAUCUGUUAUACCAUGAUCCUAAGCAGACACCAUGGAAAAGCAAUACAGCAUACCGUUGGAUGCUGAACCAUGAUGUAGACAGCAGUCGAAUGAGGUUGCGGAUCUAUGAAGGCGGUGAUGAAAUUAUUGACACUGGUUUACUUUAUGAUCGGACAUUACGCGGCGGUCGAUUAGGUUUCUUUGUACUUUCACAACCUCAAGUGAUAUGGUCUGAUUUGAGCUACAGAUGCAAAGAUUAACCUGACUGGUUUGUGAGGUAUCUACUGAUGAAUAUUUCCACAGAAAUCUAAUUGGAGGAGUUUGAGAAGAGGCAAUCAAUUUGUAUUCUAGGAAACUAUAGUUACAUUAGUAAUACAUGCAUCUAUACUUCUAGCAGACUUUUUGGAGUUGUUUUUAAAGUUUGUUUGACAAUGGAUACUGAGAGGAGGUAGAGACACAUGAACUCAACAUAUUAUGACGUAUAAGCGGACUUGCCUAUGUAUAGACUACAUAGUAUGAGUUUUGUUAGAAUUUGGAAGAAGUGAGCCAAGCUACAAGAUUA
This is a messenger RNA of Corticium candelabrum, 3848 nucleotides long. Its product is annotated as cartilage oligomeric matrix protein-like. Gene Ontology annotation, cellular component: extracellular region. Lineage: Eukaryota; Metazoa; Porifera; Homoscleromorpha; Homosclerophorida; Plakinidae. Gene Ontology annotation, biological process: cell adhesion. Gene Ontology annotation, molecular function: calcium ion binding; protein binding. The coding region runs from base 34 to 3546 and encodes 1170 amino acids. The transcript is spliced from 20 exons. The record is from RefSeq and is a predicted model, not a curated record.